UGGCAAAAUUCUGAGACAGAAAAAUUGUGAACCAGUGAACAGAAAGAAGACAAAAGAUCACAAGCAAAAAUCUGCCAGAAAAGGACCUUACAAAAUCUAGAAGAAAAAAUGGAUCCCAGUAAGUCUUCAAAUGUGCCUCCAUUCAACUGGAAUUUGUCAGAGAAGCAGCCCGCACCACCAUCAUACCAGGAGGUCAACCAAGGAUACCCUAACCCUGCAUAUCCUCUACCAGCGGGUUAUCCGAGCCCUUCUGGAAAUCCUGCCCAACAAUACGGAGCUCCUGUCCAGCAAGGACCUCCAGGUGGCCAGCCAUACGUACAGACCCCUUAUCCAGGACAGCCUCCGAUCACUGUUCAGCCGACUGUUUAUGUGGUCCCCACUCCUCUGGCCUAUCCACUGCCAGAUUACCUGUGUUACUCCAUUUUUACCAUGCUCUGCUGUUGUUUACCUCUGGGCAUUGCUGCUCUGGUUUACUCCAUCUCUACUCGAAAUGCAAACAUAUCUGGACAUCAACAAAUUGCAGAGAAAAACUCCAGAAUGGCGCGCAUCCUUAACCACACUGCUCUUGGUAUUGGCAUCACCUGCACUGUGUUGUACAUCAUCUGCAUCGUCGUUAGCGAAAAUGAUUCACCUUAGAGGGCCACAGUGAGAGAUUUCCAAAUAUUAACACCACAUACAAUGUUACAAAUAUUAAGUUAUAUACACAUUUGCUAUUCUGCCUUUAAAUUUGUUAUGUAUACAGCCUUUUUUACGCUUAACAUUAAGUGGCUCAGUUGAUGGGGGAUUAAAGGGACAAUAAGUAGGAUUUUCCCCCAUCUAGUGGUGAAAUUGCAUUUUGCAUUCAAACGAACAGUGCUCUCUAGCGCCUCGCUUUUCCAAAUGCGUGUUGCAACUACGGUAGCCGUUAUGUAAUCACUGAUCUCCUUGUCUGUUUCAGCUAGUUCACGUGUUCUGAACGAAAACAUGUUGUGGAAACGCGUUGGUAGGCUAGUGCUUUUUGUCCCUCUUUGCUAUUAUAGUUUAUCAAUAUGGCGAAACGACGUGGAAGCCUCCUUGGACUUACCCGUUCAAUGUAAAUAAAGAGAAGAAAUUCUAAGCUUACAAAGAAAAGUCAGAUCAUUGGCAGAGGUCAUUUGACACCAACGAGGACAUUUAUGAAUAAAGACAUUGAUUUUGACUAAUAAAAUCCUACUUAUUGUCCCUUCAAGGAAUGAUUCAGCAUGUUUAUUCAGACUGACCAGCUCAUGUCCAGCCUUUUAUUAUCCACUGAAUUAAAACAAAUGCGAAUUAAAACAAAUGCUUUGAAUGUUUCUUGUAUUUUAACAGAAUAUAAGCUUUGUGUUAAAAGUAUCAUAACAGAGACAUUUGUUGUUUUAAAAUACAUAUUGUAUUAAAACUUUAGGUGGCCAAAAUGUAAAUACAUUUACCAUUCACAGUACAUUCUCACUGAAUAUAACCACAUAGCUGGUUUAUUUUAUAGUCUCCUGUUAUACUAUCCUGUCCCAAAAAUAUUAUUCUGUAGAUAAAUUAAUUUAUCCUAAUUCAUGUAUUUUAAAGAAAAUAAAGAUACAGUAAUUGUCAUGUGUUUUUCUGUUUUGUAAGUGUCAACCGAAAAAUUACAAACCUAAUAUUUACCAAUGCAUUUAAUAUUAAAUAAAUAAGUAAUAUUCUUCGUAAGAAAAUCAUAUGUGUUUAAAACAACAAAAGUGCAAGUCAUUGAUGACUUCAUUAUCAUUUUUGGGCGUACUGUGUUUUUAAAUGUUGACCUCACAAGGCCCUUACGAAACAAAAAAUAUAUUGCAGUAUAUUGAAAAAUAUCAUGUAAUAUAUUAGGCAACAUAUUCCCAUAUAUGGGAUUUUUAUAUUUAUAUUUUCCAAUAUAUUGAAAUAUAUGCAUAAAACAUACAUGUAUAUAUGAUACAAAAUAUAUUACAUUCAAGAACAAAAAGGGCACUAUAUUUUUUACAUGUAAUAGUUUAUCUUUAUAUGCUUUGAUAUAUUGCAAUAUAUGCCAAGACCAUACAUGUAUAUAUGAUACAAAAUAUAAUGCAAUCAAGAACAAAAAGGGCACUAUAUUUUUUACAUGUAAUAGUUUGUCCUUAUAUGCUUAAAUAUAUUGCUAUAUAUAGAGAGAUUCAGGCGCAAAGUUUCUUGAAAGUUUGUUUAUUAUUUAUUUAUUCAUUAUUGUCUGUGCAUUUUGUUUAUAGAUAUUGUCUUUAUAUUGUAUAAAGGCACUGCUGAAAGUUUGAAAUGGACAUUGAUAAUUUAAGUUGCGUUAUAUUUUGUAUAUUUUUUGUUUAAUGGCACUCUUUUAAAAUGUAGUUUAUGUAAAUGCAAUGCAACACAUUUAUGUAAUGUAAUGUAACGCCAAUCACAUUUUCUUUGACUGACCAUAUGCAAAACCUCUUGUGGUUUUAAUAGGCCUAUAUAACUCUGUACCUCAAAUUGGGUUUAGUAUUUGUGCCUGAUUAAAAGAAAAUAAAGGUGGCUUUUGAUAGAUUACCCAUCACUCUGUCUUAAUAUGUGGUGUAAAUGUUUGUAUAUUGCAGGUUGCAUAUUUAAAGCUCCACUGUGUACUUCUUUUAGUUAAUUCUUAGCAAAAACCCAUGUUUUCUUUCAAAAGUAUGUGCUCAUUCAUGUGUAAUUACUUCCACCCCACUAAUCAAAGUAUUCUCGUAAGUGUAGAAUCUGCUAUUUAAAAUACAUACCGCCAUAUCGCUCUCUGGCUGAAUCCAUUGCUGAGUCCCAAUUCGCAUACUAUCCGUCCUAAAUAGUAUUCGAAACUAGAAUUAGUACGUCCCAAAACGUAGUAUGUUGAAAUGAGUAUCCCAAAGAUACCCGGAUGGUCUACUAUUUCCGGUUAGAUUUCGAAGUGCAGAUCGAUCCACACUCUAACGGCUAAUAUUGCCCACAACCCAUUGCGUGCGGGAGGGAGGAGCUUUGUGGUGAUGUAAAUAUGGCAGCCAGACGCAGCAGCGGAGAUGCGCCCUCAGCUUUUAAGUGUAAGAAUUCAAAUGUUUAACCCUAAUUAAAGUUAUCUUUCAUUGUCUCGUAAUAUUCGGUUGAUGUUGUGAAAAUAAAGUACCAUGGCUGUA
This is a messenger RNA of Misgurnus anguillicaudatus (oriental weatherfish), 3095 nucleotides long. RefSeq lists its product as uncharacterized. The record is from RefSeq and is a predicted model, not a curated record. NCBI's taxonomy places the organism in Eukaryota, Metazoa, Chordata, Actinopteri, Cypriniformes, Cobitidae. Gene Ontology annotation, cellular component: membrane.